This is a messenger RNA of Coffea eugenioides, 2106 nucleotides long. RefSeq lists its product as uncharacterized. The coding region runs from base 1 to 2106 and encodes 701 amino acids. The transcript is spliced from 3 exons. The record is from RefSeq and is a predicted model, not a curated record. NCBI's taxonomy places the organism in Eukaryota, Viridiplantae, Streptophyta, Magnoliopsida, Gentianales, Rubiaceae.
AUGCCUCGUUUUUCUCGUACAGGUGAAUUAAUUUUCGACCCCGAGGUAGAGAAGAUUGCGUGUAGAACAAGAAAAGAGACCAGACAGUUCAGAGAGGUGCACUCAAGUGCUUCAUCUCAGAGACCUGAGUCAGAAGUUGAACCAGCAGAUUCGUUUGGUGACACUUCGAGUGACUCGGUGCAAGAAGAAGUCCUUAUGGCUAAUGCACGAACAUUAAUGGAGUUGGCUGCUCCUGAUUUAACUCAGCAGCCUUUAUGCAUUACUUUCCCGAGUUUGAGUGAUAACACUUCAUUUGAAUUGAAAUCGGGUCUAAUUCAUCUUUUACCUUCUUUUCAUGGUUUAUUAGGUGAGGAGCCGUAUAAACAUCUGCAGGAGUUUGAUGUCGUGUGCAAUAGUAUGAAACCCCCGGAAAUCACAGAAGAGCAAAUAAAAAUGAGGGCAUUCCCCUUCUCCCUGAAGAAUUCAACAAAAGACUGGUUGUACUACCUACCACCAGGUAGUAUCACCACAGACAGGAGUAUCAUUGAUGCUGCGAAUGGAGAGGCACUGGUGAACAAGACCCCUCGAGCAGCAUGGGAGCUAAUUGAAGGAAUGACGGAGAAUUCGCAGCAAUUUGGUACGAGGGAGGAUGUCCCGAUGCGCAAGGUGAAUGAAGUAGAGACAUCCUCUAUCCAGCAGCAGUUGACGGAGUUAACCUCGUUUGUUAGGCAACUGGCUGUAGGGAAUGCAUCUCAGGCCAAGGUGUGUGGGGUUUGCACUGGUAUGGGUCAUUCAACAGACAUGUGCCCAAUGAUCCAAGAAAAAAGUAUGGAGCAAGUGAACAUAGCUGGUCACGCGCCCGCGCCAAGAGAUCAAUAUGACCCAUAUUCGAACACCUACAAUCCUGGUUGGAGGGACCAUCCCAUCUUCAGUUAUGGAGGAAAUAGGCAGUCCAAUUUUAUGCCAAGUAGACAACAAGAGUACCAGCAGCAGUAUCAAUUUCGACCUCCACCACCUCCAUCGAGCGCCAGUCCAUCUUUAGAAGAUAUGAUGAAACAAUUGAUGGCUAAACGUAAGUGCAAUGACUUUAAGAAGCGGGAAGGAAAUUCAGGGGCCGAACUUGUGACUCCAAAGGAUAAGGACGAAGAGAAGAUUGAGAAAGAACUUCAGGCAGAGAAUACAAGCACCAAAAAUCCAGUGGUACUCCCUGACCCGAUCAUAGACGUUAAAACUAAUCCCCCUCUAUUUCCUUGCAGGUUGGAGAAAUCGAAGAAGCAGGACAAGGAGAAAGAGAUCCUGGAGGUGUUCCGCAAGGUAGAGAUUAAUAUUCCUUUAUUAGAUGCCAUCAAACAAGUGCCGAAGUUUGCAAAAUUUUUGAGGGACCUAUGUGUCAAUCGAAAGCUGCUGAGGGGAGACGAAAGGAUCAUUGUUGGGGAGAAUGUGUCAGCAGUUCUCCAAAGGAACCUUCCAUCAAAGUGCGGGGAUCCAGGUAGGUUUACUGUCCCAUGUAGGAUAGAUAACACUUUAAUUAGGAAUACCCUACUGGACUUAGGAGCAUCGAUCAACGUAAUGCCUAAAUCUAUAUAUGUUUCUCUGAACCUCGGUCCAUUAAAAGAAACCGAGAUAAUAAUUCAAUUAGCUGACCGAACAAAUGCAUACGUUGAUGGGUUGGUCGAGGAUGUGUUGGUUAAAGUUAAUGAAUUGAUAUUUCCGGCUGACUUUUAUUUACUUGACAUGGAUGAUGAUCAUUCCUCUGACCUCUCACCUUCGCUACUAGGUAGACCCUUUUUUAGUGCAACAAAGACAAAAAUUGACGUUAAUAAGGGUACAUUGUCCAUGAAAUUUGUUGGAGAACUAGUCCACUUUAAUAUUUUUGAUACAAUGGAACAUCCUGUUAACUCUCACCCUGUGUUUGCUAUUCAUGCUAUUAAUCUCUCUGUGCAAGAAUUUUCUGAGUUUGCUUAUAGGGACAAAUUCAAAUUUACUGAGAACAAGUAUAAGGGGAUGGAAACACUGUAUGAGGUGAAAAGGAGUAGGAAAUUAAGAAAGAAGGCUGCACUCAAAGGCUAUUUGGAUCCUGGAGGAGGGCCACCGAUUUUCAGGAAAAUUGAGUUACACCCAGAUUGA